AAACAAUAUGGCGGCGCCCUAAUAGAUCCAUGAGUUAGACGUGGACGAGAAAGAUCCGUGUUUGCAGGUUUUGCAGGUUGUUUUGUAUAAACCUUCACAGCCAGCGGAGUGAUGGCAGAAAUUAACGACAGUCCAGUGGCCGGUUCAACAGAUCUUCCCCCAGCCCCUGAAACCGAUGAUCUAAAGACCGAGACUAAAGCUGAAGGGGACGGCAAGGCGGCUCCGGACCCGGCCCUGUACCGCUACAUCAAAGACGACCUCUUCACCUCCGAGAUCUUCAAAGUAGAGAUCAGGAAUCUCCCCAAGUUCGUCGGCUUCAACGACCUGAAGAAGUUCCUGACCAAACACGGCGUCAACCCGCACAAGAUCAAGCUGCUCGGGAAGCAGAUGUUUGCCUUCGUCACCUUCAAGAACGAGGAGGAGCGCGACAAGGCCAUGAAGAUGGUGCACGGCAUGCAGUGGAAGGGGCAGGUGCUGAGCGUCCGGCUGGCCAAGCCCAAGGCCGACCCCAUCCAGAGGACGAGGAGGAUGCAGGAGGACGGAGGGAGCGGAGCCGGCCAGCCGGCCGCCAAGAGGCCGAAGGGGAACGGGGAGGACGGGGACGGGGACGGAGAGGAGGAGGAGCCGCUCACGGUGCAGAUCGCCAACGUGGUGACUCCUCUGUGGAACGUUCCUUAUGAGGAGCAGCUGAGGAUGAAGGAGCAGGAGGUGGUGGAGGUUCUGCAGAGGCUGGCAAAAGAGAUCGGCAGUACCAACAAGUCCAUGCUGCCGUGGCUGUUUGCACAGAAGGGCAAAUACAACAAAAUGUGCUGUCCGCUGGAAGCUGUUAAGCCGUCUCCCACGCAGACGGAGUACAGAAACAAGUGUGAGUUCCUGAUCUCGGCGGGAGCAGACGGAGAAGAUAAGACCAUCGGUUUCCGCCUGGGCAAAUAUAAAGGCGGCUCGUGUGCGGUGGUGGGACCGGCAGAAACCUGUCACGUCUCCGCAGAGACCAAGACCGUGGUCAGGGAAUUCCAGAAGUUCAUCAGGACCACGGCGUACUCCGUGUACUGCCCGGAGACGUAUGAAGGCCACUGGAAACAGCUGACCGUCCGCACCACCAGGACCAAACAAGCCAUGGCCAUCGCUUUCUUCAACCCGCAGAAACUGGAAGAAGACGAGCUCAGCACUCUGAAAGACUCCAUGAAGAAGUUCUUCACAGAAGGAGAGGGGAAAGAGAGCGGCGUGACCUCUCUCUACUUCGCUAGAGAGGGCCAGAGGAGGUCUCCUAACCUGGAGGACCUGCCCUGUGAGCUGGUGGCCGGAGACGCCUGCAUUCACGAGGAGCUGCUGGGCCUGAAGUUCAGGAUCUCUCCUCACUCCUUCUUCCAGGUGAACACGGCUGCUGCAGAGGUUCUGUACUCGGCCGUGGGGGAGUGGGCCCAGCUGGACCAGGACAGCACCGUGCUGGACGUUUGCUGCGGAACCGGAACCAUCGGCAUCUCACUGGCUAAGCGAGUGAAAAGGGUGAUUGGGAUUGAGAUGUGCCAGGAGGCCGUGCAGGACGCCAAGGUUAACGCGGAGCUCAACGGUCUCAGUAAUAUCGAGUUUCACUGUGGGAAAGCGGAAGACGUGUUUCCAAACAUCCUCAACGCCGUGGUGUCUCCCAGCGUCACCGCCAUCGUGGACCCGCCCAGGGCCGGCCUGCACUCCAAGGUGAUCCUGGCCAUCAGGAGAGCGGCUCAUCUGAAGAGGCUCGUCUAUGUGGCGUGUAACGCCAAGGCCGCCAUGAACAACUUCAUUGAUCUGUGCAGAGCUCCGUCCAACAGAGUUCACGGGCCCCCGUUCCGCCCGGUGCGAGCCAUGGCCGUGGAUCUGUUCCCUCAAACCAAACACGUUGAAAUGCUUCUGCUGCUGGAGAGAGUGGACUACGACUCCCGGCCGUGAUCGUGGACUACGACUCCCGGCCGCGAUCGUGGACUACGACUCCCGGCCGCGAUCGUGGACUACGACUCCCGGCCGCGAUCGUGGACUACGACUCCCGGCCGUGAUCGUGCACUACGACUCCCGGCCGUGAUCGUGCACUACGACUCCCGGCCGUGAUCGUGGACUACGACUCCCGGCCGUGAUCGUGCACUACGACUCCCGGCCGUGAUCGUGGACUACGACUCCCAGCCGUGAUCGUGGACGACGACUCCCGGCCGUGAUCGUGGACUACGACUCCCGGCCGUGAUCGUGGACUACGACUCCCGGCCGUGAUCGUGCACUACGACUCCCGGCCGUGAUCGUGCACUACGACUCCCGGCCGUGAUCGUGGACGACGACUCCCAGCCGUGAACGUGGACUACGACUCCCAGCCGUGAUCCAGGACUAUGACUCCCAGCCGUGAUCGUGGACUACAGUUGUAGGAGUGGUUUGAGUAGCCUCAAAUAAGACAUUUGGAAUAAAACUACCACCUCAAUCUUCAGUGAGUUCUCAGAUGACAAAAUGGAUACGGUGGCGCAAGUACACAAAGGAAGGAAAGAAAAGAUGAGCAUAUCCAAAUUCAACAUAUUUCCUCAUGGCAUUUCAAAACUGAGGCAGAAAAAAGACAAAAUCAAUAGUCAGUAUUUGCUAAAGUAGAGCGUAAAAAGCUGCCUUGCAUUCGACGGCAAGAAAGAGGCACCAGCAAAUGAAAGAUUUGUGCUCGUGUAAAUAUCCUACCCUUUCAUUUUGUAAUGUUUCACAUACACUUACUUAACGAAAAAUUCAAAGACGGCAACAUCAUGGGUCCGUGUACUUUGCGGCCAUCCGUUUUUUUGUUUUGAAAUGACAGAAUAAAAAUAGAGAAAUAAUCCAAAAUAAUCUGUUUCCCAUCGUUUGUUUUGAUAAUAAAAAACGGAAAACGGAUCGUUAUCCGAUUUCAUUGAUGUGUUUGAAAAUCGAAGUUGGGAAUUAAAACAGCGAGUGGAAAACUCUUCUCUACAUCCUUGGAAACGA
Molecule: messenger RNA, 2958 nt
Organism: Cololabis saira (Pacific saury)
Lineage: Eukaryota; Metazoa; Chordata; Actinopteri; Beloniformes; Belonidae
Gene: trmt2a
Product: tRNA methyltransferase 2 homolog A
Exons: 12
Coding region: 112-1926 (604 amino acids)
Biological process (GO): RNA processing
Molecular function (GO): RNA binding; RNA methyltransferase activity
Source: RefSeq, a predicted model, not a curated record